This is a messenger RNA of Physeter macrocephalus (sperm whale), 512 nucleotides long. It is a transcript of the gene TCEAL2, whose product is annotated as transcription elongation factor A like 2. The transcript has a single exon. Lineage: Eukaryota; Metazoa; Chordata; Mammalia; Artiodactyla; Physeteridae. Bases 27 to 512 code for a protein of 161 amino acids. The record is from RefSeq and is a predicted model, not a curated record.
GACAGGAAAAGGAAGGGACACUCAACAUGGAAAAACUCUGCAGUGAAAAUGAAGGAAAGCCUGAGAACCAAGGCAAGAUGGAAAACAAGGGAAAACCAAAAGAAGGAAAACCAGAGAGUGAGAGAAAGCCAGUAAGUGAAGGAAAGCCAGUGAGCGAGGGAAAGCCAAAAGAAGAAAAGCCAGCCAGCGAACCAAGGGCUGCAGGAAAGCGCCCAGCUGGGGAUGAUGUACCCAAGAAGGCCAAAAGAAAAACCAACAAGGGGCUGGCUCAGUGUCUCAAGGAAUACAAGGAGGCCAUACACGAUAUGCACUUGAGCAAUGAAGAGAUGAUAAGAGAAUUUGAUGAGAUGGCCAGGGUGGAGGAUGAGGUGAAGAAAACCAGACAGAAAUUGGGGGGGUUUAUGUGGAUGCAAAAAAGUUUACAGGACCCCUUCCACCCGAGGGGCCCAAGGGAACUCAGGGGUGGCUGCAGGGCCCCACAAAGGGGCUUUGAAGACAUUCCUUUUGUGUAA